AUGUGGCGAAAACGUUUCGUUGUGACUUGCGACAUCCUCCUGCAGCUUGUUGUUAUCCCCCAGGAGCUAGCGUACUACAGCGCAGUAUUUCACCACAACGUGAAGGUCCGCGAAGCAGCAAGCCGCUUUGCGAACAGAGGCAGUCGCAAUGAAGCCAAUGAUCAGAUUCGUGGUUUAUUCCUGGCUCUGGGGCACCAUCAGGCAGCCCAGUGGGGCACGAAAGAUGAUGUCCCGGUACUCAAGAAAACUGCGCUGUUGGGCAAGCGCAAGCGUGCCGGUGGCAAUGUUCUACAGUACGGAGACGACCACGAGGAGGACGCAGAGCCGCUUGAGGCGGAGUGAAAUCGGGUGUGGUGUGAGGUUGCAGGUCACCUGCAAGCCUCACUGGGCUCGUGGGAAAGAAGUGCAUAUUGCAUAUCACAGUCUGCAGUUUUUUAUACCUGGGAGGACUCUCACACCUGCAAUGCGCGCCUUCCCUCAGUUGCAAGCUUGUGACGGCAGAAGGGGCCUUCCUAAACUGCCGCAAUUUGGUAAGCAGUACGAGCUGUUUGAAAGGCAGACUCAAAUCUGUUACCCUACAUUAUCCGAUCUCCCGCUCAACACAAUAAUUGAAAUGGCCAUCAAGCGAGCUGCAGAGCUAGCUGCAGGGGCAGCAAAGAGAACUCGCAGCUCCCCCAGACUCAAUAACAACAGUGACCUCACAACAGUGACCCCCAAGAAGGGUAAAGACAUCAACAAAGGCAAAGGGAAGCAGUCUGCGCAGGCGGAAAUUGACUUGGCCAUGGACUUCGAGGACAAGGGCGAUAUCUCCAGUAGCGACGACGACGACGAGUACGACGGCACGUGGAGUCUAGAUGAUGACAUCGUACUGAACGACCAGUUCCACCAAUAUGAAGACGGAAUUAGCACUUCAGUCAACGAGAUCGAGGAUCCGUGCCCCGAGCUCGCUGAUGAGAUAAGAUAUUUGAUCUCCGACAGACGCUACUCAAUGCACUUGACGAACACUGCGGCGACGAGAGCUUUGCACCCACGAUCACUUCUCACGAGAAGACCGAUCGAUCUCCUCGUUCUGAUCGGAUCGUCUGCCGCAAACCAAUGCUUGCAGGGCACAGCUCGCAAACACUCACUCUCAUUUCGAAGAGAGACGGUGGAUCAGCAACCUUCGAGCCGACUAAGUUUAACACAGAACUUGUAGGUAUCAAAACUCUUGAAGCUAAAAUUCAAAUACGCAUCACCUACGUUGUAGGUAACAAAGCGUCCUGCAGGAUGUUUUAGUCUUUCCCCUACGUUACUGUAUCCUGCAAAGUGAAAGACUCGGUCAUCGG
Messenger RNA from Boeremia exigua, 1325 nucleotides. RefSeq lists its product as uncharacterized. Lineage: Eukaryota; Fungi; Ascomycota; Dothideomycetes; Pleosporales; Didymellaceae. The record is from RefSeq and is a predicted model, not a curated record. The transcript has 2 exons. The coding region runs from base 149 to 1195 and encodes 348 amino acids.